AUGGUUGGACAUGUUCUCGAGUUCAAGAGUUCUGCUCACAGUAACCUCCUACUCACUCGGCUCGCCGAACUUCGCCGUGACUCACGUCUUUGUGAUGUGACUCUGGUCGCCGAGGGUGUCAAAAUAAACGCUCAUCGAAACGUACUCGUUGCAUGUUCCAAUUACUUUAAAGCCAUGUUCACAAGCGAUAUGGUUGAAAGCCGCAAACAAGAAAUAGAAAUGGUGGACAUGAAAGCCUCAACGCUCGAGAGUCUCGUCAACUUCUGCUACUCUGGUACAAUCAAGAUCAGUGCCAGUAACGUACUGAGUGUUCUGCCAGCUGCUUGCCAACUUCAGUUGAACGAAAUCCAGGACCAGUGUUGUGAGUUCCUGAAAAAUGAAUUGACCACUUCGAAUUGUCUAGGAAUUCGAGCAUUUGCCGACACUUAUGCAUGUCCAAAGCUUUUCCAAUGUGCUAACAAGUAUAUUCUGAAUAACUUCCAGGUGUUCGCAGCAGUAAUGCAAUGGGUCAGGUUCGACAUACGAGAACGAAAACAAUCUCUAUCGAAGCUGAUGGAGCACGUACGACUUCCACUUUGUCACCCGGAAUUUCUCGUGGGUACGGUCAGUGAUAACACGAUGGUGAUGACCGAUGCCGCCUGUCACGAUCUCGUCGAUGAAGCUAAAAACUACCAACUUCUCCUGCUGUCUUCACACGAACGACCAAACAUGCAAGGACCGCGCACUAGACCGCGGAAACCACUGAUUUUCAAGGAAGUGUUAUACGCG
Molecule: messenger RNA, 768 nt
Organism: Ostertagia ostertagi
Lineage: Eukaryota; Metazoa; Nematoda; Chromadorea; Rhabditida; Trichostrongylidae
Source: the annotation of a GenBank genome assembly